UGUCAUCGAAAAAUACUGAAUGUUUCAAUCCUACGGCUUCUGAAACUACAGAUGCUGUUUGGGGAGCAUUUUGGUCGCGCUACUUUGAGGAUUUCCCCACUAAGGGAAUGUAUUUUACCUGAAUGUGGAUGCACCCAACGACUCACCUGAAACCUAAUCUCGUCUGCUGUGUGGAGAACAUAAAAACACAAAGAGGAAAGGAAAGGAAAAGGAGGAAAAUAAUCUAGAGGAGAAGGAAAGUACAACUGGAGGUCACUUACUCUGACAUGGAGGACGUUUCCCAGAGGUCGCAGUAAAGCACAUCCUGUCCAUUUCCCUGUGUAGUGGUCCCCUCUGGCAGAGGAUUGCUUUCUACUUCCAGACACUUUCACUGCUCAGUGGCAUAUCCAUACCCUGGGUGAGAUAGAGUACAGACACUAGCCCACAGGAGAAAGUCAACCCUUUCUUACAACGCACUCGCUCUCCCAGGCCUUUUAUCCCUCUCAGAGAGCCCCUCCCUGGGGUCAUGCCUAUCCUACUCACUGCCGACGUCUCCUUCAGCUCCAAGCAGGAGCUGCUGGACCUCCAGGACGGCCCUAUGUGCCCCUCCCUAGAGACACCCAGCCCUGUAGACUCUCAGGAGGACAGCCCAGUGGGUUCAGGCCCUGGCAGCGCCACUGGAAAUAGCCCCGCUCGCCACAUCAUCCUCACCCGGGCUGCUACCCCACUGCCUGGACAGCUUUACACGGGCCAAGCACCCGCGGAGACCCCACUGGGCCUCACAUUCAUCCCCACACACUCAGAAGGCCUGUGUGGCUGGGGGGCUCUGACGCCCCGAGUCAUCCAGACCUUCAACACCCCUCGCUGGGUACUGUUCUUCCUGUGUGUGGCCUCCUUCCUCCAGGGCAUGAUCAUCAACGGCUUCAUCAACACCGUGGUGACCUCCAUAGAGAGACGUUUUGACCUGCGCAGCUACCAGACCGGUCUCAUCGCCAGCUCCUACGACAUCGCUGCCUGUGUGUGCCUGGCCUUUGUCAGUUACUUUGGUGGGACGGGGCACAAGCCUCGCUGGCUGGGCUGGGGGGUGCUGGUCAUGGCGCUAGGAUCUCUGGUGUUCGCCCUGCCUCACUUCACCACUUCCCCGUACCAGGUAAGCAUGCCCGAGCAGACAGGGGUGUGUACGGGGAACCGUACCAGACGUUGCCAUGAUAACGAGGGUGGGGGCCUGUCCAGCUACCGCUUUGUCUUCAUGCUGGGCCAGUUCCUGCAUGGGGUGGGAGCCACGCCCCUCUACACUCUGGGCGUCACCUACCUGGACGAGAACGUCAAGUCCAGCUACGCCCCGGUGUACAUCGGGAUCUUCUAUACAGCAGCCAUCGUGGGCCCAGCUGCAGGGUAUCUUCUAGGAGGAUACUUCCUCAACAUCUACACAGAGAUCCACAUGACGACGGAGCUGACUCCAGAGAACCCUCUGUGGGUGGGGGCCUGGUGGAUUGGCUUCCUGGCAGGAGGCGCAGCAGGGCUGGUCGUCGCCCUGCCCAUCCUGGGUUACCCACGCCAACUACCAGGCUCUCAGAAGUAUGUGGCCAUGCGUGUGUCUGAGACCCACCAGCUGAAAGAUGGCAGUCAGGCCAGUGCAUCAGACCCUCAGUUUGGGAAGUCAGUGAAAGACAUGCCCAGGUCAGUGUUGCUCCUGCUGAAGAACCCUCCCUUCCUCUUCCUGUGUCUGGCGGGGGCCACAGAGGCCACCCUCAUCGCUGGCAUGUCCACCUUCGGCCCCAAGUUCCUAGAGUCUCAGUUCAGUCUGAGUGCAUCUGAGGCAGCCACCUGGUUUGGCUACAUGGUGGUACCCGCGGGUGGAGGGGGCACUUUCCUGGGUGGCUACAUCGUGAAGAAGCUGAACCUCCGUUGCCGUGACAUCAUUAGGUUCUGCAUAGUGUGUGCCGUCAUCAGUCUUCUUGCCAUCUUCAUCUUCCUCAUCCACUGUCCCAACGUCCCCAUGGCCGGGGUGACUUCCCCCUACCGCAGCAACCUGCCACCGGGUCAUCAGUACAAUGAACAGUACUAUGAGCCAGCCCACAACCUCCACAACAGUUCUUGGUUGGGGGACAACCUGAUGGUGGGCUGUAAUGCAGACUGUCACUGUUUACGAGAGCUCUAUAACCCAGUCUGUGGAUCCGACGGUGUGAUGUAUUACUCCCCUUGCCAUGCAGGCUGCAGCACAGUCAACCACACGGAGGUCUCCACAGGUAGACAGGUGUACUUGGGCUGCAGCUGUGUGGUGGGGGGGAACGUCACGUCGGGGCAGGAGGGUCUGGCUCUGGAUGGGAAGUGCACCAGCUCCUGUAGUCACAUGCCAGCCUUCCUCACCUUCCUCUUCAUCAUCAUCUUCUUCACCUUCCUGUGUAGUAUCCCCGCCCUCACUGCUACCCUCAGGUGUGUCCCAGACAGCCAGAGGUCCUUUGGACUGGGAAUCCAGUGGAUCGUGGUGAGAAGUCUAGGUGGGAUCCCAGGCCCGAUAGCGUUUGGCUCUGUGAUCGACAUCUCAUGCAUGCUGUGGCAGGACCAGUGUGGAGAGCAGGGCUCCUGCUACCUCUACCAGAACUCUGCCAUGAGCCGCUAUACACUCAUCGCUGGCAUCAUCUACAAGGUUCUUGGCAUGAUGUUCUUCCUGCUGGCCAGUGUUCUGUACAAGCCCCCUCCAGAGUCGCCCCAGAGCAGCUGUGAGAGCACCGACCACGGGGCAGGGGAUAGCGGGGGAGAGACGGGGGACCUCUCCAUCAAGGACCUUCCACCAAAAAUCAUCACCAAUGUACACGCCAGUUCCAGGUCUAGGAGUUGGAAGGAGGGUUCAAACCGUAGCCCUCUUCUCCUGCAGCCUGUGAGGCCUACUGUCCAACGUCAGUCUGACAAUGUCAUUACCGUGGAGCGGUCUCCUAAUGGCGAAGGAAGGUCGUUGGGCUGAAGUGUGCUGAGGCGCCAGUGAGAGUCGUUGGCCAAUGCCUCUCAUUGGUUUCAAAGGAGACUUUGAUCUGAACACCGUGGACUAUAUGCUGCUCUGCUGCUAUGGAGACGGACCACAACACAGUGCCUUCAAGAGCUGAGGGGGAGUCAAGACCGAUAGGUUUACUGUGUGUGUGUAUUGUAAGUGUGGAUGUGUUUAGAUGAAAGGAAUGCAUGAGGAGGCUCGGUAUGUGACUGUGUUUUAACGCGCCUCCGUUAUAUUACGCUCCACUGUUGCUGUUGGAUGAAGAAGAGGCAUACAAGCUGAAACAGCAGAGUGGUGCUUUGUUGCAUUGACAUGGAUUGUGUUUUCACUGCAAGAUUACCGUGUACAUUUCUGUGUACAUUACCGUGUGCAUUUCUGUGAAUACGUAUUAUGUACCAACCAUCACCUUCUUUGUGAUUCACCAAUCCAUUUACCUUAUCCAAUUUUGUUGGACGUUAACUUCAAUCGGCUUCGUGCUUACUGUGUGUGUCCUCGUGUACUGUGUACUGAUGUACUGUGUACUGAUGUACUGUGUACUGUGUACUGAUGUACUGUGUACUGUGAUAUGUAUUACUUUCCGACCACACGUGUAUUACAGUUUUUCCCGAUUGUUAUUGAGACAUGUUCUCUGAAACUACAUCUCAGGUACUCAAAAUUCUAAACACAAAAACAGCCAAUUUCCCCCAAACCCCACAGACGUCUUGCAAAAUGAAACACAAGCGAUCAAGAUCAUGUACUCCCUGCUCAAAGGGAAACUCUGAAUACAAAAGGAGACACACAUACAUCAAAUUAAUCAAACUUAGUGACAACUGAGAUCACACCGGUGUGACAUGUUCAAAACACUAUCUAUCUAUCUAUCUAUCGGGAUGAAGGUAAGACCCAGGCGCAGACCGUGUCGAAGUAACAAUGUUUAUUACAGCAACAGAGGCAAAGGUACAGGACGGCAGGCAGGCUCAGGCAGAGUGAUCAGGUGGGUUCAGGAUCAGGCAGAGUGAUCAGGUGGGUUCAGGAUCAGGCAGAGUGAUCAGGUAGGUUCAGGAUCAGGCAGAGUGAUCAGGUGGGUUCAGGGUCAAGCAGAGUGAUCAGGUGGGUUCAGGGUCAGGCAGAGUGAUCAGGUGGGUUCGGGGUCAGGCAGAGUGAUCAGGUGGGUUCAGGAUCAGGCAGAGUGAUCAGGUGGGUUCAGGAUCAGGCAGAGUGAUCAGGUGGGUUCAGGGUCAGGCAGAGUGUUCAGGUGGGUUCAGGGUCAGGCAGAGUGAUCAGGUGGGUUCAGGGUCAGGCAGAGUGAUCAGGUGGGUUCAGGGUCAGGCAGAGUGAUCAGGUGGGUUCAGGGUCAG
Molecule: messenger RNA, 4302 nt
Organism: Oncorhynchus mykiss (rainbow trout)
Lineage: Eukaryota; Metazoa; Chordata; Actinopteri; Salmoniformes; Salmonidae
Source: RefSeq, a predicted model, not a curated record